AUGGGUGACUCAGGAUGGAACAUAGGUCUGAACUACCAUGACCCCAGAAUGCUGAAAGGGCCGGCGUUCAGUUUUGGGAUGCGCCACCAACAGCUCAGCUCAGACCGCUCCCCAGGGCCAGCGUUCAGUUUUGGGAUGCGCCACCAACAGCUCAGCUCAGACCGCUCCCCCGGGCCGGCGUACUUGGUUCCCUCCAACAUCACCAGGAUUGGACAUGACGGGGCCCCUUCAUACUCCCUCUACAGCCGCCCCAAUGACCCCCAGCUGUUCCAAACCCCUGGACCUGGUCGCUACUCCACUGAGAGGUCGGGGCAGUCUACAUAUUAAUCUGCCCCUGCCAACUCCCUGUCUGCUUGGAGCAAAGGCUUCUGCAACGACCAGACCCCAGGCCCUGCUGCUUACAUGCAGCCCUCUGUGCUGGGGCCUGCCACCGUCAACAAAACCUCCGCCCCUAACUCCCUCCGAGGAUGCAGCAAGAUGGUCAGUUUCCACGAGGACCUGCAGAAGGUCCCUGGCCCAGGGACAUUCAGAGUGGUGGACCCCUGCACCUACAAACACAAGCCCCCCCACUACAGCAUGACAGGCUGCAACAGCAUGCCUGGAGACACCACCAUGAAACCAGGCCCCGGAGCUCACCACCCUGAACAGGUGACCUUCACCAGGAUCAAACCUCCAAGCUUCACUUUCAGAAUUCAUCAUUCCGAGUUCAUCGCUCCACUCAUCGUGGACGUGGUGUAA
This is a messenger RNA of Oncorhynchus tshawytscha (Chinook salmon), 738 nucleotides long. RefSeq names its product outer dense fiber of sperm tails 3B (gene cimap1b). The record is from RefSeq and is a predicted model, not a curated record. Gene Ontology annotation, cellular component: cytoskeleton. NCBI's taxonomy places the organism in Eukaryota, Metazoa, Chordata, Actinopteri, Salmoniformes, Salmonidae.